AUGACCCUUCGACCUCUCAUUGCCAUCUGCGGCACCACCGGUGUCGGAAAAUCCAAGCUUGCUAUUGAAAUAGCGCAGCAUAUCGCGAAGCAAGAGGCAUGGGAGGGUGCCGAAAUCAUAAACGCAGAUGCCAUGCAAGUAUAUACUGGCAUGGACGUGAUCACGAACAAGGUUACUGAAUCCGAAAUGCAAGGCAUAAAACACCAUCUUAUGGGAUUCAGGCAACCUGGAGAGCAGUAUGUUGUCGGCCAAUGGGUCCAAGAUGCAAUGAAAAUAAUUAACAACAUUCAUUGCGCUAAUAAAAUCCCAAUAAUCGUUGGUGGUACCUCAUACUGGAUCCAGCAUCUGCUCUUUCCGAAUCGCCUGUCUAACGAGGAGGUUACCGACAAGAAGGAGCCACAGAUUGCAGUCAUGUCAGAAGAACUUGCCCGUUCUUUUCAGGCUUUGCCACCAGAAUUGCAGGAUCUGUUCAACUCGUUUCCGGAACAACCACCUGUAGCCAGCGUUGACCCGGAACAGUCUCUGUCCCUUCAUAGAUUGUUGUCCGCUCUUGACGAACGCGUAGGAGCAAGAUGGCACUGGAAAGAUACUCGUAAAGUCCACCGAAGUCUUUGUAUCAUCAGGGAGACCGGGCGCAAAGCUAGCGAAAUGAUCAGUAACCAAUCUGGAAACACCGAAAUCCACAGUGUAAUACAAACAAGAUAUCGCGCCUUGUGCCUUUGGCUAUAUGCUAAACCCUCCAUGUUGCAUCCGCGACUCAAUUCACGUGUUGAUACGAUGAUAACACGUGGCCUUCUCGACGAGGUCAGGGCACUACAGGAUAUCGCAAUCUCCGGUCGACAAACUGUAACCAACGAAUCAUCCGCAGACUAUACCUUGGGGAUUUAUCAAUCGAUAGGAUACAGGGAAUUCCACAGCUACAUAUCCUCACCCGAUCCAAGCGUCGAUGCUUUCAACCUGGCUGUAGAAAACAUGAAGAUAUCGACUCGCCAAUACGCCAAACGUCAAGUUUCUUGGAUUCGAAAUAAGUUACUCCCUAUGAUAAAAGCUACCAAUGCUAUUGAAGAAACGGUCUUUCCCUACCUACUGGACGCUUCUGACGUAGAAGAUGGCUGGUCUCCAAAUGUACAAGCACCCGCUAUGCGAAUCACUGACGGUUUUCUCCACAGAAAUAUCGACCUGGAUCCUUUAUCCCUUUCUGAUGUCGCUCGAGAAAUGCUUACCAUUGAGGAGAAGGCAACGGACCCACUAUCUGUUCUCAACGCCCGUCGGAAAUUGAUAUGUGAAGUCUGCACCGCCAACAAGAACGAGCCGGUCAUGAUUGAGGAAGGACGAGAAUGGGAGAUACAUACAAAGACCAGAAGCCACAAAAGUUGCCUUCGAAAAGCAGCAGAAACGUCUCAAGCAUAUAGGUACGGGAAGAAGAUCGAACAGAUCGACGCGCAACCGUCUUGA
Messenger RNA from Desarmillaria tabescens, 1455 nucleotides. Its product is annotated as tRNA isopentenyltransferase. The record is from RefSeq and is a predicted model, not a curated record. The transcript is spliced from 8 exons. Gene Ontology annotation, molecular function: tRNA dimethylallyltransferase activity. NCBI's taxonomy places the organism in Eukaryota, Fungi, Basidiomycota, Agaricomycetes, Agaricales, Physalacriaceae. Bases 1 to 1455 code for a protein of 484 amino acids. Gene Ontology annotation, cellular component: mitochondrion. Gene Ontology annotation, biological process: tRNA modification.